Molecule: messenger RNA, 831 nt
Organism: Orbilia oligospora ATCC 24927
Lineage: Eukaryota; Fungi; Ascomycota; Orbiliomycetes; Orbiliales; Orbiliaceae
Exons: 2
Coding region: 1-831 (276 amino acids)
Biological process (GO): glutamate metabolic process
Molecular function (GO): D-glutamate cyclase activity
Source: RefSeq, a predicted model, not a curated record
AUGCCUGCUUUAAUAACAAAUUACUCCUCUGAACCGGAGUACUCGAGUUACGAGCUUCGACAAAAGAUCCGAAGGGGUGAAAUUAAAGGCUCGACAUCCGGUCUUGCGCGAACAAUGCAAGCAAAUCUCAUCGUCCUCCCAUCCAGAUAUGCCAAAGACUUUCGAAACCUUUGCCUCCGAAAUCCAGUUCCAUGCCCUCUCCUCGAGUACACAUCCCGUGGCGACUACACCAGCAGAUUAGCUCUCGACUCUGAUCUUCGAACAGAUAUUCCAGCCUAUAAUGUUUUCAAGGACGGAAAGCUGGUCUCCCGUCGCAAAUCCAAUAUCAUGGAUGAAUGGACAGACGACCACGUUGGUUUCUUAAUUGGCUGCUCAUACAGCUUCGAAACUGCGCUCAAGGAAGCCGGACUCGAGCCAAUGUGCUCCAAGAAGAACAUGGCUGUGCCCAUGUAUGUCACCAACAUCCCGCUCAAUUCGGCCGGUGUCUUCUCUGGAUACUACGUCGUAAGCAUGCGCAGCUACAAGCCAUGCGAUAUCCCUCGUGUGCGAGAGAUCACUGGUCAAUACAUCAAGCAGCACGGCGAACCGAUCGCUUGGGGCUGGGAGGGAGCCGAGAAGAUUGGAGUUAAGCGCAAGAUCGAAAUGGGACUUGUCGACUUUGGCGACUUUGUGGAUAUUCCUGAUGAUGAAGUGCCAGUAUUCUGGGGUUGCGGUGUCACUCCACAGGUGGCGGUGCAGGAGAGCAGGCUGAAGGGUGUAGUCAUGUCGCAUUUACCUGGUUCAAUGUUUGUCACGGAUCUGGAUCCUGAUGAUGAAUCUUUCUUGUUGUAA